Molecule: messenger RNA, 582 nt
Organism: Cylindrotheca closterium
Lineage: Eukaryota; Bacillariophyta; Bacillariophyceae; Bacillariales; Bacillariaceae
Source: the annotation of a GenBank genome assembly
AUGACGGAGCUCAGUUUUUGCAACAACAAAUUCAAGUGUUUUGUAUGCGGAUCAAAAGAUCAUGUUGCACCUCAAUGUGCAGACAAAUUGAAGCCGCGGGAACAGUGGAAAAAACCGGACAAAUAUAGGGAUUAUUCGGACGCAAAUGGUCAUGGUAAUCGACGGAAUAUGCAAUGUGAUGAUAAUGCAACGUGUGAUGAUAAUAAUUCGGGAGAUUCAAACACUCAAUGGAACUAUGGACGUUCCAACAAGGGAUCCCAUGGAGGACAAUUUAUUCAACGAGGACAUACUGACAAUCAUCCAAGACAACAAGGGAUGAUGUUAUUUCAACACAACAAUACUGGUAUCCACUUGGAUAGUGGAUCUACUCUUCAUUUGCAAACAAAUGAAGAUGACUUUAAAGAAGGAAGUCUACAAGGAAUUCAUGGAGGAUUCCAUUAUGCCUCUAAUGUUGAGGGAAGAGAAGUUUAUCAAGAAGGAAUUGAUCAGGUAUUUGAUUCUGUUUGUAAGCUUGACACACGAGCUAGUGACAACGUCAACAGUUUGUCAAAUAUGGUACAAGAUGGAACAGCUUCUUUGUGA